GGUUCUCUUCGAGUGCACCAAGUUGUUUUGCUCUCCUUCCCCGGAAGACCCGGCUGAAAAUCCGGAAAAAGAAUCGGGAAACGCCAGGGGGCAUACUGCGCUUGCGCACAGAGGGACCGGAAGUCGAGGCGGGAGUGACUCUGCUUCCGUUUCUGGUUUUGCUCUAGUGUUUGGGUUACUUUGCGGCCGCUGAAGAUGAACCGACUCUUCGGGAAAGCGAAACCCAAGGCUCCGCCGCCCAGCUUGACUGACUGCAUUGGCACGGUGGACAGCAGGGCAGAAUCCAUUGACAAGAAGAUUUCUCGAUUGGAUGCUGAGCUAGUGAAGUAUAAGGAUCAGAUCAAGAAGAUGAGAGAGGGUCCUGCAAAGAAUAUGGUCAAGCAGAAAGCCUUGCGAGUUUUAAAGCAAAAGCGGAUGUAUGAGCAGCAGCGGGACAAUCUCGCCCAACAGUCAUUUAACAUGGAACAAGCCAAUUAUACCAUCCAGUCAUUGAAGGACACCAAGACCACGGUUGAUGCUAUGAAACUGGGAGUAAAGGAAAUGAAGAAGGCAUACAAGCAAGUGAAGAUCGACCAGAUUGAGGAUUUACAAGACCAGCUAGAGGAUAUGAUGGAAGAUGCAAAUGAAAUCCAAGAAGCACUGAGUCGCAGUUAUGGCACCCCAGAACUGGAUGAAGAUGAUUUAGAAGCAGAGUUGGAUGCACUGGGUGAUGAGCUUCUGGCUGAUGAAGACAGUUCUUAUUUGGAUGAGGCAGCAUCUGCACCUGCAAUUCCAGAAGGUGUUCCCACUGACACAAAAAACAAGGAUGGAGUUCUGGUGGAUGAAUUUGGAUUGCCACAGAUCCCUGCUUCAUAGAUUUGCAUCAUUCAAGUAUAUCUUGUAAAAUAAACACAUAUUACGGGACUAGGAAAUAUUUAUCUUUCCAAAUUUACCAUAACAGAUUUAGGUUUCUUUCCUUUCUUUGAAGGAAAGUUUAAUUCCAUUGCUCUUUUAUUUUUUCCAUUAAGAGACUCAUUGCUUGGGAAAUGCUUUCUUUAUACUAAAAUUUGAUUCCUUUUUUUCUUAUGAAAAACAAACUCAAUUUAAAAGUAUCUUUAGCUCGUAUGACUUGUUUUCAUUCAUUAAUAAUAAUUUGAAAUAAAACUAAGGAAAUGGAAUCGUAAAAAUCUAUGACAGUGUAACUCUACAGUCUCAAAAUGACCUGAUAAAUUGAUAAGACAAAGAUGAGAUUAUUGGGGCUAUUCAUAUUAUGAUUCAGAAUCAUUUUCUAUUGUGGUAUUAUAGGUUGGUUAAAGUGAUGGCCUUUUUGAUGAGUUUUGUUGUGUCUUGUGAACAAGUUAUUACUGUGUCCAUUAUUGGAAUGGAAUUAUCACUACUGUAUCAUGAGUGGGUAUUUCGAUUCUAUGGUUCCCUCAGUAUUACAUGUUGACUUGUAAUCAAUAAUGAAUAUUUCUUGAUAUUUAAUGUAUAGGACAUUUAUUUAUACUCAAUAAAUAUUUUUCAAAAGGA
Messenger RNA from Piliocolobus tephrosceles (Ugandan red Colobus), 1509 nucleotides. RefSeq names its product charged multivesicular body protein 5 (gene CHMP5). NCBI's taxonomy places the organism in Eukaryota, Metazoa, Chordata, Mammalia, Primates, Cercopithecidae. The record is from RefSeq and is a predicted model, not a curated record. The coding region runs from base 196 to 855 and encodes 219 amino acids. Gene Ontology annotation, cellular component: multivesicular body. Gene Ontology annotation, biological process: vesicle budding from membrane; late endosome to vacuole transport via multivesicular body sorting pathway. The transcript is spliced from 8 exons.